Crotalus tigris (Tiger rattlesnake) is the source of this 7499-nucleotide messenger RNA. RefSeq names its product neurofascin (gene NFASC). The transcript is spliced from 32 exons. Gene Ontology annotation, biological process: brain development; cell-cell adhesion. Gene Ontology annotation, molecular function: cell-cell adhesion mediator activity. The coding region runs from base 439 to 4245 and encodes 1268 amino acids. Lineage: Eukaryota; Metazoa; Chordata; Lepidosauria; Squamata; Viperidae. The record is from RefSeq and is a predicted model, not a curated record.
ACCCAUCGCGCGCCCCCGGAAUUUGCUCUUCGGGGCCGCGCACGCGGCCACUCGGCAGCGCGCUCGAUAGUCUCUGCCCUAAUGCGGGAGUCUGGGAAGGAAGGCGCUGCAGAAGGAUGGGAGCUGUUCGGUGAAGCGGCGGGGGCAGCCAAGUCCCCUAGCUCGGCGGCUGGUUCUGAUCGGGAAUAGGGUAUUUGGGGCAACCUCGAACCAGCCUUCCAGACGAGAAAGGAAAAGGAAGCUCAACGGGAACGGCGGUAGCGGCUGCCGGCCAGGCUGUUCAGUAUUAAAUCGGGACUAAGAUAGAAGCAUUUAAAUCAAUAUCCAGAACCAUAGUAUUCAGUAAUUCCAAACAUAUCAGUAUACUUCAGCAGUAAAGGUGCCACUUUGUCUUCUUGGAGGAAACUGAGGACAUAGAAUCUUAGCCAAAUAUUCAACAUGAUAACUCAAAGGUAUCUCCUAACCUACAUGGUCGUGGUGCUCACUUCAUAUCUUCAUAACCUCAUCAGAGCCAUUGAAGUCCCACGGGAUCCAAGUAUUCAAGAUACAUUGCCUCAGCCUCCCACAAUUACAAAGGAGUCUGCAAAGGAUUAUAUUGUAGAUCCAAGAGAUAAUAUAUUCAUUGAGUGUGAAGCAAAAGGCAACCCCACGCCCACAUUUUCCUGGACACGAAAUGGCAAGUUUUUCAAUGUUGCAAAGGACCCUCGAUUAAGCAUGAGGCAUUGGUCAGGUACACUGGUAGUUGACUUCCGCAGUGGUGGGAGGCCAGAGGAUUAUGAGGGAGAAUAUCAGUGUUUUGCUCGGAAUGACUAUGGAACAGCUAUCUCCAACAAAAUAUUCCUGCAUGUUUCAAAAUCCCCUUUGUGGCCAAAGGAAAAUUUGGACAUUCAAGAGGUUCACGAAGGUGCUUCACUUAUCUUGGCAUGCAAUCCCCCACCUGGACUACCACCCCCUGCUAUCUUUUGGAUGAGUAGCUCCAUGGAGCCAAUCCAUCAAGACAAGCGCGUCUCUCAAGGGCAGAAUGGUGACUUGUAUUUCUCUAAUGUCAUGCAGCAGGAUGCUCUGACUGACUAUAGCUGCAAUGCUCGCUUUGCUUUCACACAUACCAUCCAGCAGAAAAAUCCUUACACCCUCAAAAUCCUGACCACCCGAGGUAUUGCAGAAAGGCAACCCAGCUUCAUGUACCCUAUUGGGACCUCAAGCAGUCAGACGGUGCUAAGAGGAGAAGACCUCUUGCUGGAAUGCAUUGCCUCAGGAGUUCCAACGCCAGGUAUCAUGUGGCACAAAAAGGGUGGUGAUCUCCCAUCAGGCAGGAUCAAGUUGGAAAACUUUAACAAGGCUCUUCAUAUUGCAAAUGUUUCUGAGGAAGAUUCUGGGGAAUAUUUCUGCUUAGCUUCCAACAAAGUGGGCAUUAGUCGCCAUAGUAUCUUGGUGAAAGUGAAAGCUUCCCCAUAUUGGUUGGAUGAACCAGAGAACCUUAUUCUGGCUCCUGGUGAAGAUGGAAGACUGCUUUGCCGUGCCAAUGGUAACCCCAAACCUUCAAUUCAGUGGCUUGUGAAUGGAGAACUUCUAGAAAGUUCUGCUCCCAAUCCCAGCCGUGAAGUUACUGGAGACACCAUUAUGUUUCGGGACAUCCAGAGUGGCAGCAGUGGUGUAUAUCAGUGCAACGCUUCUAAUGAACAUGGGUAUCUGUUAGCCAAUGCAUUUGUUAGUGUGUUGGAUGUUGUUCCUCGGAUCCUUGCCCCUCGUAACCAGCUGAUCAAAGUGAUUCAGAACAACCGGACUCUUCUUGACUGUCCGUUCUUUGGAUCCCCAAUCCCCACAUUACGAUGGUUUAAGAAUGGCCAGGGAAGUACACUGCAUGGUGGCAACUAUAAAGCACAUGAGAAUGGAACUUUGGAAAUCAUCAGGGCUCGGAAAGAAGACCAGGGAACUUACACCUGUGUGGCUACCAAUCUUCUGGGCAAAGCACAGAACCAGGUUCGUUUGGAAAUAAAAGAUCCCACUAGGAUCACAGAGGGACCCAAAGAUGCUAUACCAAAGAAAGGUUCCACGAUUCACUUAAUGUGCCUGACAAGACAUGACCCCACAUUACGGCUUACAGUUACCUGGCUUAAAGAUGAUAUUCCCCUCUACUUUGGAAACAGGAUGAAGAAAGAAGAAGAUGGUUUGACUAUACAUGGAGUAUCAGAAAAAGAUCAAGGAUAUUAUACCUGUGUGGCUAGCACUGAACUAGACAAGGAUGUUGCCAGAGCCCAUCUCACUGUACUUGCUCCUUCUUCUGUUAACCGUAUGACCCCACCCGCAGCACGUCCAGAACGUCCCCGUGACCUUGAACUAACAGACCUUGCUGAAAAGAGUGUGCGGUUAACUUGGAUUCCUGGUGAUGACAACAACAGUCCAAUCACAGAUUAUAUUGUGGAAUUUGAGGAGGAUAAAUUCCAACCUGGAACUUGGCAUAACCAUUCCCGUUACCCAGGAAAUGUGAACUCUGCCAUCUUGCGCCUUGCACCCUAUGUCAACUAUCAGUUCCGAGUAAUAGCUGUGAAUGAUGUAGGAAGCAGUUAUCCCAGUCUGCCUUCUGAACGAUACCAUACAAAUGGGGCACGCCCAGAAUUUAACCCUUCAGGAGUUAAAGGAGCAGGAACAGCAAAAAAUAAUAUGGUUAUAUCAUGGACGCCAUUAAAUGCAACUCAAGUGUAUGGCCCCAAUCUUAGAUACAUUGUGAAAUGGAGAAGAAGAGACACACGGGAGAGUUGGAACAACCGAACUGUAAAGGGUGAUGUCAGUCAGUAUACCGUCGCACCAACACCCAUCUAUACACCAUACGAGAUCAAAGUACAAGCUUUAAAUGAUUAUGGGAUUGCCAUGGAACCAGACAUCGUAAUUGGCUACUCAGGGGAAGAUUAUCCUAAGGCUGCCCCUACUGAUAUUAGGCUCAAAGUUGUAAACAGUACAGCAAUCAGCCUUCAAUGGAGUAAAGUGUACCCAGAAACCAUCCAGGGACAGCUCAAGGAAUAUAGAGCUUAUUACUGGAGAGAAAGUAGUUUGCUGAAGAAUUUAUGGGUCUCUAAGAAAAAGCAGUCUAUGGGUUUUAUUGGAGAACGGACACGGGGCAUAGUGUCCCAGCUGUUUCCUUACAGCAACUACAAAUUGGAGAUGGUUGUAGUCAACGGGAGAGGAGAUGGGCCUCGGAGUGAAAUUCUGGAGUUCACAACACCUGAAGGAGUAUCCAGUACCCCAAGGCAUUUCCGAAUUCGUCAGCCAAACUUGGAAACUGUCACCUUGGAAUGGGAACAUCCUGAACAUCCCAAUGGCAUUCUUAUUGGAUACAGUCUUAGAUACCAAGCCUUUAACGGAUCCAAAACUGGCAGAACAAUGGUAGAGGUCUUCUCUCCUAAUCAGACAAAGUUUUUACUUCAGAGGACGGAUCCUAUCUCACGCUACAGGUUCAAUCUGCGUGGCAGGACACAGAUUGGAGAAGGUGAGCCUGCCACAGGGGAAUCUCCAAUUCCACUGAAUGAAGUUCUUCCAACCUCAGAUGUUCCAACUGUGGCCGCAACCACCAUUUCAGAAACUACUGUCCCAACCACCAUUACUGAAGUUGUAACGACCACCACAGAAGUUACAACCACUACCACCACAGAAGCUGUAACCACCACUACAGAAGCUGCAACCACUACAGAGCCAGCAGUCAUCACCACACUUGUUGCUAGUACAAUAGCUGGUGUUGGAAAGCUGCCGCCUAUCUGGAAUGUAAAAAUUUCAUCUAACAAUAACUGGGCAAACAUCACCUGGAACCAUGCAUUUGAUGCUGACACUGAAUUUGUGGUUGAGUAUAGCAACAGUAACAAAACAGUGAAAUCUUCCCCUGCUAAAGGUUUUCUGGAGCUGAGUGAUCUGAUUCCUGGUGAGAAGUAUAUAGUGCGGGUUUUUCUCAAAGGCAAUGAAUCUGUCUUCUCAAGUGAAACCUUUCACACAAGUCCAGCCUAUACUAAGAAUCAAGGGGACAUUGCAACUCAGGGCUGGUUUAUUGGACUGAUGUGUGCCAUCGCUCUCCUGGUCCUGAUUUUGCUGAUAGUUUGCUUUAUUAAGAGGAGCAGAGGAGGAAAAUAUCCAGUGCGAGCAAAUAAAGAUGUGCCCCUGGAUCCUGAUGACCAGAAGGUAGAUAAUGGAUCAUUUGAUUACAGAUGGGUCCUGCAUUCAAGGUUUACAUUUGUUUCACCUUUACUUCCAAGGAACUGAAACAGGUAACACUGCUACCACUUGCUAAAUUAACCAUACAUUGUGAGUCUGUGUAAUUUGGUGCUUCAGUCCCUUGCUUGCUAUUAAAACAAACAAACAAACAAGCAAACAAAAAUAAAUGUCCAGCUAUUCUAAAACUGUAGGAUGAUUUAUUCAAAAUACAAUUGCUAUCCUCACAAUUUCAGUACUCUUAUUUUAUAACUAACAAGAAUAAAAAUGAUAAAAAGGCUUUAUUAAAAUUGCAGUACAAGGUCUGGCACUGUGUAAUAUGAAGCUGUAUAGAGAAUUGCCUACAGGACUUUGAAAAAACAGCAGUGUGUAAAUCUUGUAGUGCCAAAUCAUAUUAAUUAAACUACUUGGUUAAUUUGAUAGCUAUGUUGGCCGUUAUUAGAGUUGCUCUAAUAACGGCCAUUCCAAACUUGUUCCCUUCCAGGGUUGGUUUUAAACAGUGAAGUUACAAUUCCAAAAUAUAUUAUGAUUAAGAAUUCUUCAGGCUACUUAAAGCAAAAUAAAAACUAUUUUGGGUCCAUUUAGUAGAUUGAGUAAAUCUGGGAAACACUAUAAACCAUUAAUGAAUUACCUAGAUGAAAGUAUACUCAAGUAUUCUUAGUUAACCUGAAAGACACUAUCUUGACUCAUGAGAUGUGAACAAAUGAAAGUUGCAAAUAUAAUGUUACAUUAUAGCAAAGGACACCGUAGCACAAAACGGAUGAAGUGUGGAUAAAGAUUCCUUAAUACCAGCCAUCAAAAAGGUUGACCCUGAGAGGAAUCCUCACUUUGCAGGAGUAUUUAGCAAUGUGAAUACUGUAUCAUGCUUCUCAGUCUCAGUUGCUGAUAGGGAAUAUUUUUAGUUAUGAUUUGCUUGGUUUUAACUGUUUUAUUUUUAAUAUUCAUUUGGAUGUUUUAAACUCUUUAUAUCAUGCAAAUCACCAGCAGUUAAUUGGUUACAACAGGAUAUUAAUGGAAUGAAUAAGUAAAAUUUCUAGAGGACAUGGAUAGCCCCUAUUCUUCUUUUUCGUUUUUUUUUUUUACUGUGGGAAAAAAGCCACAUUGUAGUCUUCCUCUUCAGCUAGAGCUGAAUAUAGUUAUGUUAUUCUGCUGAUGGAAACAUAUUAUUAAAACCUACAUUUUCCCUGUACAUAUUCCAAAUCUACUCGUGGAGUGUGUGUUUGUGUGUGUCAAAGGAUUCCUUGUAUCAGAAUUGUACACGACAAAAUAUGAGAGUGAAGAAAGGUCCAAUUUCAUCAGCAGAAGUACUCUAACUUAACCAUCUUCUUUCCAAAACAUAGUUAAACUUGCAAGUGAUGUUAUCUUGCUUCUUAAAAAAAAAGAAUAAAAUAUUCUUGAAAAAAAUGCACGUGGAUAAAGUACAACAUUGUAGCUUCAGUUUAUGGCAGAAUAAAGAUUGGGUCAGUGACAUAGAACCAGUUCUUAACAUCAAGAACUGCCUGUCUUGACUAAUUACUGAAGUAUUUUUAUGAUUGUUUUUGUUUUUCCUGAUUAUUAGGAAUCUUUCUUUAACAGUAAAAUCUGGGCUGAGUUGAAUAUUGAUCUAUAGCAGUGAACUGGCUGAAUCAUUUUAUUUUACAAAUAUCAGUGUUAUAUGUGCAAGAGAAAAAAAAGCUGUGAUAUAAAAUAUUAUGCUUUCUUCCACUGGAGCCCUGGAAAAAAAGCUUUUCAGUGUUUUUUUCCCAAAACAUGGCUGCACAACUUAAUGCAGGGUAUUAAAGAACUGACACAUCACAAGAAAUCAGAAUAAAAGAGAAAAUGACUAGCUGACAGAAAAAUGUGGCUAAUUAAGAUUCAUGGCCAUUGAGAUGUGACAGAUAGCUUUUUAAAGUGAACAGGAUAUAAGCUGGCAUGUUUUCUUUAUUUGUUCUCUUCCUAAUUUACAGAAAUAUGUCUGACACACUCUAAUCAUGUCCUUCAGAGCUGUAAAAGUGUAUGCAUAGAGCAUGCCAAUGGCUACAGGCUAUAAUUAAGGGAUAUACUGUCAUUUCUUUCUACUCUGCUGCCAGACUAAUAGUCUCCUUACAAGAGGAAUAAACUAUAAAAUCUUUAGCCAUUAAUAGCGCUCAUUCUAUUAAACAUUUGACAAGAGAGAGGGAGAGAGAGAGAAAAGGAAAGGGAACAACUAAAAUAUUAUACCCAUUGUACUUGUUCCAGUCUUCCUUCUCCUUUCACUCUUCAUAUUUUAAUACAGUAUAUCUCUGCCAGGCUCCAAAUCAGCCUAAUCCUGGUAUUUUCAGUUGCAGCGCCAAUUUCAAGACAUAGAAAAUAAUGGUGAUAGUGAAUGGUGAUAGUGAAGCCAGAACAUUAGCAUUGCUUAUUAAAGGCUAGAGGACUUAUUUUCACCCAAUCUCUUUUGUUUCCUGAUUGUUGAUAAGUGAUUUCAUAUGAACUCAAGAUAGCAUUUCUGCACUCCAAUGAUUUUUGUUAUUACUUUUGGGCACCUAGAUGGAAAUAUUCUGAUAAGAUCUGUUACUUAAUUUUCAGGACUCUUCCUCCUCAUAAUGCUAAUCAUUCCUGUUUUCUUUAAAGGAAGAUGGAGAGUCUGUCUAGAACUCAACGAAAAUGUUCUAAAAAACAACUAAUGUGCUUUUUUCCUGUUUACCACUUUAUUUGUAUAUGAGCAAAUUUCUAUGUGAAUAUACAAAAGAGGUGAGCUUUCCCCUCUAGACCUAUGAUAUAUACUUCCCUUCCAAUCUGCUCAUCUUAAACUCUCUCCAUGUAGGAAACUCCAGCACAUAUUUCUUUUUCAUCCUCCUUCCUCUUUGGUCUAUUUUUAUCUAAGGCUGAGACCUUUUUUUUUUUUUUUUUUGCAAGACCAUGUUUUGUUUUACAUCUCUGAGAGAAUGUGACUGAUUAAAGCCUUUAGAUAUAAUGGUUUGUUUAGUUGGAGUAGAAGUGCUAGAAUGGGGACAUGUCUGGGGUGGCAGUGAGAGCCUGCCACCAUGCUCAGGUUUGAGAGUGCCCACAUGAGGAGGGAGUGGGGUAUCAUUGACAUUUAUCAACAACUAGUUUUUUUAUGUUAUUGUACACAAUUAGCAGUUUGUGUUUUAAAUUGGCUUUCAUUUGGUACUUUAAGAUGCUUAGCCCUUCCAGAAAGAAAUAAUUAUUUACUACUAUUAUUAUUUAUUUAGCAUUGAUCCCUAAAAUUCAAAUCUAUAUUAUUUUGCUCUCUGAUCAGGCUCUUUUUGCUUCUUUCCUUGUUUUAUUUUCAUCUGUUCUUGUCAUUUUCACCUUAUCCUUCU